Molecule: messenger RNA, 942 nt
Organism: Iphiclides podalirius (scarce swallowtail)
Lineage: Eukaryota; Metazoa; Arthropoda; Insecta; Lepidoptera; Papilionidae
Source: the annotation of a GenBank genome assembly
AUGACUUUGCCACUACCGAUACCUCCGUGCGCCAAGAGAGAUGGUCUUAGUGGCUUAGGUUGUGAUCGUUUUGAAUAUGCAAGUAGUAUGGCUACUACAUUACUAGCACCCGUAAAGACAGAGCGUGAAAUCCUCGAGCAUUCCAUGUCUGAAGAUGAUCCAAACGCUAACACGCAAUUAUUGAGUGAAGUAGGCAAACAACCUAGAUGGGGUCCACGACACAAAGGUGCUCAAGAACUUGCAGAAUUAUAUAGCCCAGGGAAAAGGCUUCAGGAAUGGGUGUGUGUGGUGUUUUGUUGCACACUAACUAUUUGUGCAGGCCUCCUCAUGGCCAGAUAUAUUAGACCAGAUGCAUCACUAUUAUUUGCAGCCCUAGCUGGAGUCUUGACAGCAGAUUUUGCUUCAGGAGUAGUGCAUUGGGCUGCUGACACAUGGGGAGCUGUAGAUUUACCUUUAAUUGGCAAGAAUUUUUUGCGACCAUUUCGGGAACACCACAUCGAUCCUACGUCUAUUACACGACACGAUUUUGUGGAGACAAAUGGGGAUAAUUUCGCAAUCACUAUUCCAGUUUUAGCCAGAAUAGUCUGGCAACUAUUAACAUAUGAUACAGACGUUAUUGAUCAGCAGUUCCAUUGGAUUGCCUACUGGUACUUGUGCUGCAUUUUUGUCGCCAUGACCAACCAGAUUCACAAAUGGUCGCACACAUAUUUUGGUUUACCGGUAUGGGUUGUUUGGCUGCAAGAGUGGCACAUAGUGCUGCCACGUCGCCAUCAUCGUAUACAUCAUGUAGCACCGCACGAGACUUACUUUUGUAUCACCACGGGCUGGUUGAACUGGCCCUUGGAAAAAUUGCAGUUUUGGUCCACUCUCGAAAUAGUAAUAGAAGCUUUAACUGGGUGUAAGCCCCGUGCAGACGACAUGAAAUGGGCUCAAAAGCGUUCU